AUGCACACCACUGGAGCCCUAGCCGAGUCUUAUCAAAUACAGUUCUUCUAUUUAGUUAGCGAUCCUAAGGUGCAAAAAUCUAAUGAUUCUGAAUCAAACGCUGAAUUGCAAACUCUUUUAACGGAGUUUCAGGAUGUGUUUCCCACACCAUCCGGGUUGCCACCAUCAAGGUCCCACGAUCAUGGUAAAGGUGUUCAUAUGGCCCCGUCAAAAGUCAAAGCCAUCAUGGACUGGAUAGCUCUUACAAAUAUUCGGCUAUUGCGGGGUUUUUUGGGCUUGGCGAGAUACUACCGCCGGUUUAUCCGGGGUUAUGCUUCACUUGCUAAUCCUCUAACAUCCCUCCUAAAGAAAGAUAGCUUCUUUUGGGAUGAGCAUACCGCUUCGGCUUUCAGCAAAUUAAACUCCGCCAUUACAAACGCUCCAGUCUUACAAUUACCUGACUUCUCAAUUCCUUUUAUUCUCGAGAUCGAUGCCUCCGGGAUGGGUAUAGGAGCCGUUUUAAGUAAGAGAAAACAUCCGAUAGUUUUCUUUUCAAAGAAACUGAGCCCCCCACAUGCAGAAAUAUCACGAGAAGGGGGUAGUCUUAAGACAGUUUCUUGGAAGAAUGUAGUAGAAGUGCUACAAAAGAAUCAUAAUUUUGUUGUUGAACAACGAGAAAUGAAAAACCAUUAUGAUUACCUUAAAGGAAAGUAUGAAGCAUGGCUUUGUAUUCAGUUGUUUAAUGGAGUGGCUUCCAUCAGUGUUGGAACUUGGGGACCAAUUGGUACUGUUCCAAACCCUUCUAGUGUGACUCCUGAAAUUGGUGAAUAUUAUGACACACAAGACUAUUAUGAUCUAACACAAGAACCACUUCCUUCAGAAGAAGAGAUUGUUUUUCGUCCUCAACCUCAAAGGAAAAAGCAAAGAGGAAAACAACGUUCAGUAAAUGAGGAUGAUUUAGCAAGGCUUGUGACACAUGUUAAACAGAUCUUGAACAAACCACCGGGGGAGGAUGAGAAGGAUCAUUGCAUUGAUAAGUUGGAAGCAAACAACAUUGUAUGA
Cynara cardunculus var. scolymus (artichoke) is the source of this 1041-nucleotide messenger RNA. RefSeq lists its product as uncharacterized. The record is from RefSeq and is a predicted model, not a curated record. NCBI's taxonomy places the organism in Eukaryota, Viridiplantae, Streptophyta, Magnoliopsida, Asterales, Asteraceae. Bases 1 to 1041 code for a protein of 346 amino acids. The transcript is spliced from 4 exons.